AUGCUCGCUCCCUCUCGAGGCUUUGCAGGCGGGAGCACGGCUGCUUGGGCUGGACGCCGCAAGCAGACCUGGGAGGCGCCCCGAAGUAAAGUCAGUGCAGUGGCUGGAGUCCAAGCAGCAUUGCCCACGCAGGUGGAUUACAUUCCAUCACAACAAGAUAUUCUGCUUGCCAGGAGACCCACCAAAGGCAUUCAUGAGUACGACUUUGAAAUUAAAAAUGUUCCUUUCAAAAUGGUUGAUGUGGGUGGUCAAAGAUCAGAGAGAAAACGAUGGUUUGAAUGCUUCGACAGCGUGACGUCAAUACUUUUCCUUGUUUCGUCAAGUGAGUUUGACCAGGUGCUCAUGGAAGACCGACUGACCAAUCGCCUUACAGAAUCUCUGAACAUUUUUGAAACAAUCGUCAAUAACCGGGUUUUCAGCAAUGUCUCCAUUAUUCUCUUCUUGAACAAGACAGAUUUGCUUGAGGAGAAAGUGCAAAUUGUGAGCAUCAAAGACUAUUUCUUAGAAUUUGAAGGGGAUCCCCACUGCUUAAGAGACGUCCAAAAAUUCCUGGUGGAAUGUUUCCGGAACAAACGCCGGGACCAGCAGCAGAAGCCUUUGUACCACCACUUCACCACUGCCAUCAACACGGAGAACAUCCGCCUCGUUUUCCGCGACGUGAAGGAUACCAUUCUUCACGACAACCUCAAGCAGCUCAUGCUACAGUGAUGUACAAAAGACUGGCCGUUUUCAUACCUUUUGUCCUUUUGAUUGUUUUCUGUUUGUUUUGUUUUUUAAAAUAGCAGUUUACAACAGGAAUUAGAAAAAUCUUGAUUCUAAGUUUAACUUCUUGGAAACCUUAGUCCUCCUCCUGCCGACUUUGGUUUGUGGCCGAAAGCUGCUGAAUAACACAUCGCCGAUACCUGUUGACGUUCAGCCUUUGAUCUGUUUCACUGUGGCUUCCCUUUGAGGGGGUUGUAGUUUCCUGCCAAGCCUCUGACUAGGUAGAGUUCAGGCUUCAGCUUCUCCCACUUCUCAAAUUGAAUUCUGUAGUGCCAAGUAUGGAAGGUGUCCUCGAGUCUUUCUUGGUAUGAGGUUAAGGAUACUCAGUUCUAAAACAAGCAAGAUCCCUUUUAUCUGCCUUGUGCAUGGCGGCGACACUUGUCCUAGCUUUAUGGUGACCUUGUUUGAAAGGGCUAUUGGGAAAAAGUUUGAUCUAAGGACUGGCAUUCUGUAGCUUGACACAGAUUUAGCCUUCGUGUUUUUUUAAUUGCUUACAUAGCGCCAGUUGUUUAGUUUUAAAAUUUCUGUGGUUUCUGAAGGUAAUGUUCUUAGUGUUUUACAGUUUACAUAAGGAUUCCUGAUCUGACGCUAAUGGAGGUUCACAAAUGGUACGGGGCAGGGGGACGGGGGCAAGAGACAAGCCAAGGCCCUACAAGAGUGUUGGAUGCAAAAUAAUCAGUGGAAUAUAAUGGGCCCUUUCAUAUUUAAGUCUCAUGUAAUAAAUGUGCCAUAUGUGAAACAUUCUGGCCAUAGCAGCAACUGUAAAGAUCGCAGGUCACUUGAUAACAGAGCUUUCUGAAUAAACAUACCCUUUCCAGGCUGUGACGUGCUUUACGCUCACGCUUGCAUGCCCUGCCUCGGGGGACUCGGGUCCUGGCUGCGGAGAAGCACUGUUGUACAUCACAGACAUCUUUCUUUCGUUCCCCUGUCUGUUCCCAUCAACUCCAGCUGUGGCAUUUCUGGGAGCUUUUGUUUAGUUGGAGUUUGCCAAGAGCAGUGUUUUCCUGUCAGACGACCCAGGAAGGCAUUAUUUGAGAUUCCUGUUUGUUCUUGGUGUGUCCCUAAAAGAUACAUGUACAUGUUUAUAUCAUUAUUGCUUAUGAAAUUCUGGCUUUAUUGAGGUACAUUUUGAAUGUCUUGAGGAUACUUCUAAGAAUAAGUAGUAAUUUUUUUUAGCUCACACCGAAAGAUGAUUACAUUUGACCUCUCCUCACCACUUAGAUGAGACGAGAGCAUACCCUUGAAGACAAGUAUGGUAAUAGUGACCUCCUCAGAGGGGCUGGUUUGCAGUACUGAGGAUACUGCCUUCUGGGUUGGGUGUGUGUGAGACCGGGACUGGAGAAGCAAAUGCCCAAGGCUGGUGACAGUUGGGAAAAUCGGACAGCUUUUCUCCUUUUCCUGAAAAUUGUGAUUAAGACUGUGAUAUCUGUCACUUUACUGUAGAGCUGUGUUCUCAGGUAUUCUGUUGGCUACAAAGUCCUUGAAAGAUUGGUCAACAUUACGGAUCACGCAGCCUUUCCAAGACCGUGGCUCUUGGUCUGUUUGCUGUCUAGUGUGAGAGUAGGGCUUUUCAAGGAGCUAACCAGGGAUUGUUCUUCACCAUUCCUGACUUUUCUUGCAUUUGAAGUUCCACCAUCAUUUUAUCCAUAGCAACUUCCAGUGUGUCCAUGCCUUGGUCAUCCUCGAGCUACAGACACGUAGCCCAGCAUCAUAAUGCAAGUCUUCAUAGUAUAUAGCUCAUGCAUGUUUGAAUAGUUCUACAUCCAGUGCUUCUUGCCAAAAAGAAUAUAGUGUUUAAAUUCACAGAAUUAGAAUAACUUCAGUGCUAGUGGAUAUCUGAAUAGGCGCACAGUAACAUUCAAACUUUUUGCUGGAGAGUCUACACGUGAAUUGUGCAAAUAGUUUAAUUGAAUGGCCCAAACCAUUGAACUCCAGUGAAGGCUAAAGUAAGUUCCCUGUACAAGGGGGAAACUUAGUCUUAUUUAAGUUAUAUUUAAGAUCUGUGAUAGAAACCAUAAAUACUGCCUGACAAAGCAGCAAUCACCAAGUUAUCCCGUUUUGACUACCACCAAGAGAUGUUAAAACACCAAAUAGACACGGUAUUAUUUUGGGUAUUUGUGAUUUUCUUUCCUGAUGUUUGUGAUGUCUCAGAUGUCUCAAUGUUCUUUUAAAAUAAAAUCUAGACUAUAUUUUGAGGCAGCAGAGUACUUCUACUUAACGGCCGACUUGUUGAGACAGUGGAAGUGUGAGUCUCAGUCUGAAGACUUUAGCUCACAUUUUUUAUAGACUGUACUUUAAAACCAUUUGAAGGAGUCUUAAUACCUGUAUUAUGAAAACUAGAUCCUUUUGAAAUACCAGUAUAUGAAGAAGGAGAUGAAAUUUAGUGAACCAAAUUAAAAAGGUGCUCAUUGCUUUCACUAUGCCAGUUUCCCCUCAUCUCUAAAAAAGUGGUUUAAAGUUCUUUAGUCUGUUUGCUUUUUUAAGUCUUAAUGAUUAUGAUUUGGAACAAAAUGUGCCUAAUUCUCUAGUACAUUGUAUUCCUGAAUCCAAAUGUCUUCUCAUUGAAUUCUUAAGAAAUGUCACAAAAGUGCCCUCAUUGGCCUUGAAGAAAUAUAUAAUAUACAGAGUUGCCUUAUAAAACAAAGAACACCACAAAUUUGGGCCUUGAUUUUCAUAGGGAAAAGGUUUUGCCAAGUGUUUUCUGAGGCUCCACAUCAUGUAAGGCCUACCUCUGCCACUUCAAUACUGUUUUUUUUAAUAACCCGAAUUGUUGCUUUCUGCCAAACGCUGUAUGACGUGGCGGUCUUCACUUCAGUGUUACUGUCUGGCGCGGGCACUUGGUAGCUGGAGAGCGGCCGCCGCUGGAGAAGGUGAGGAGGAUGACAAAGCUCACCCAUUGCGUGUUUUGUUUUCUUUGAAGUUGCACCGACGCAUCUUACCCGGUGAAGAUCCUCUGGUUAAUCUCUUAAGUUGAGGUGGUUUAGGGAAAUCCUUUUUCGGCUGGUGGCAGUGGUUGGUUUAAAGUAGAAGGAAGUAAGUGUAUGUCAAUACCAGAAAUGAUUAGAAGUAUUGAUUUAGAUGCAACAGAAAUCAUGCGCCCUGUCAUUUUUUUGUAAGAGAGAAUGAGUAAAUCUGAACUUCCAGUGUGUACCCAAGUACUUGUAUUUAUGCUUUUGAUAAAAAUGUAUUUUCUGCCUUAGUACACAUAUCCGGUUAUGCCUUAUUUAUGUGAAGAAUGAAGUUACCAAGUCAUGUUCUGUUACGUUCUGAAAUUCAGAUCACCAUUCGAGAAAGCCUCAAAUUGGUGCUUUCAUUAUGUAAUGAUCCAUUUAGACAAAACCCCAAACCAAGCCAUUUGAAACAAGUCUCUCUCCAUUGCAAUUUGUAGCAAUGUUAUUUCUGUCUGUGUAAUAAGAAGGCUAAAAAAUCAGUGUUAACUCUUAAUUUCUUAUUUGAAUCCAUGAAAUCAUGCCUGUAAAGCUCAAACAUUUGUAACAAACUCCCCAAUAAAUCUAGAGAAAGUCA
This is a messenger RNA of Leptonychotes weddellii (Weddell seal), 4287 nucleotides long. The record is from RefSeq and is a predicted model, not a curated record. NCBI's taxonomy places the organism in Eukaryota, Metazoa, Chordata, Mammalia, Carnivora, Phocidae.